Molecule: messenger RNA, 1089 nt
Organism: Morus notabilis
Lineage: Eukaryota; Viridiplantae; Streptophyta; Magnoliopsida; Rosales; Moraceae
Exons: 5
Coding region: 174-902 (242 amino acids)
Biological process (GO): protein ubiquitination
Molecular function (GO): ubiquitin protein ligase activity
Source: RefSeq, a predicted model, not a curated record
UCCUAUUGCACUGUUUGGGGUUUUGAUCUUGAAAAGCUGAGCAAGAUAAAAGCUUGAAUAAUUUAGGGUUUCUAUUUUUAUCCGUUUCGUUCUUUUUUUUUUUUUCCCUUUUCUUUCUCCUCCUGAUAUUUUGUUUGUUGGAUGGGAAUAAUUUUCCCGGGAAAAACCUGGCCAUGGGAAAGUCGUUCAAGGAUUCACUCAAAGCGCUUGAAGCUGAUAUUCAGCACGCCAAUACUCUGGCAUUAGAUUAUCCAAGGGAGAAAGAUGGAGCCCGUCUCCAGAUGAGACUAUCUUACAGUUCAGUGGCGCACCUUUUUCUUUUCCUCGUUCAGUGGACUGAUUGCCACCUUGCUGGAGUGCUUGGUUUGCUUAGGAUUCAUAUUUAUAUGACCUUUGCAGAUGGCAAAACCACUAUGUCCAUUUAUGAAAGGAAAGCAAGCAUCAGAGAAUUUUAUGCUGUUAUAUUUCCUUCUCUAUUGCAACUUCAGAAAGGCAUCACGGAUUUGGAGGACAGGAAACAGAAAGAUGUAUGUAAUGUCAGAUACAAAAGAAAGGAUGAGUCGGAAAGGGGUAAACUCUCCGAAAUUGACAAAGAAAGAGAAGAAGAGUGUGGAAUUUGCAUGGAGGUGAACAGCAAAUUUGUAUUGCCUAACUGCAGCCAUUCGAUGUGCUUAAAAUGCUAUCGGGAUUGGCGUGGGCGGUCCCAAUCUUGUCCCUUCUGUCGGGACAGCCUGAAGAGGGUUAACUCGGGAGAUCUUUGGGUCUACACAGAAAAGUCUGAGGUUAUUGAUUUAGCGACCAUUUUGAGAGAGGAUCGUAAGAGGCUAUUCAUGUACAUUGAUAAAUUGCCUCUAGUUGUUCCAGAUCCUGUAUAUAUCCCCUAUGAUUCUCAUGUCCGGUAAGCAUUGUGACACUGUCUGUAUAUAUUAGUUGUCGCGUAAAUUUAUUUGAGACAUUGUGAACCGUUGGUGUUUGGCCUUGGUAUUGUAAAUGUUCUCCGAAUUGUGAGACCUGUUGUUUAUAUGGCCAUUCUUCUAAUUGGUCAAUGUGGCGGUUUAAGCUUAUAUAUAUUUAACUCAAAUAUGGAAA